Molecule: messenger RNA, 908 nt
Organism: Armigeres subalbatus
Lineage: Eukaryota; Metazoa; Arthropoda; Insecta; Diptera; Culicidae
Exons: 3
Coding region: 5-526 (173 amino acids)
Source: RefSeq, a predicted model, not a curated record
GUCAAUGUAUGUUUACUACUCCGCACGACGAACGACGACGAUGUAUCCGACGAACUGUGCACAAUGUUACGUUUUCUACUGGAUUUCCAGCAGUUUCCGCGAGUUUCCCGACUGUUUACGCGAAUAUGUGUCCCCGAUGGGAAGUUUCCUCAGCGCGCAUGAAUCAGCGAUCCCGGUAUUCUUUUAUAUCAGUCGCACCGUCAUUCGAGUGUUUAGUGGGUCAGCUGAUAGAGAGAAAAUGCUAUCGGAGAUUGUUUCGAGUUUUGCCAGUUCCCGGGUGAUCAAUCCGAGUUGUAAUGUCUUUGCUGUCGUCCGGACGACUUUAUUAAUGAAUUCUGGCUUGAGAUCGCAGACGGAAAAUACACCGAUAUUUUUACCGGAUUCGUCUGCCAGUUCGUACGAGCUUGUUCCUACGCGAGCUAGGAUGGUGCAGGGAACGUACAAGGAAUCGAGUUUGGCGUUGUACGCGUCCGCUGCCGACGAUUGUCGAAAAUUCCGACGAAACACCCUUUGGCCGACCACAUAGACGGGAGCAGCUUGUUUCGCGGACCGUAAAUUGUAGUUUUUUAUAUUUUUUUCGUGACUUUUUCUGAGAUUUUUUUUAACCGUUGAAUAAACAUGGUCAUCGAUCCUUCCUUUCUUUUCCAGUCUCCCAUCCUCCGAACAAUCCUCCUUGUCCCGGUCCAUCCUAUGUUCCUCACCAGUUUCAACCAUUUCGUGUCCGAAAAUUACCCGAUAGGGUGAAUAACCAGUUGAUGUAUGGGGGGUGAUAUUUAAACAGUGUUCGAUCUGAGAUACACGCGUGUCCCAGAUCUUUUGGUUAUCCUUGACGUAAGACCGGAUGCACGCGUUGACCGUACGGUUAAGGCGUUCCACCGGGUUUGCCUGGCUAUGAUGCCGAGCAUUUU